Scylla paramamosain (green mud crab) is the source of this 3043-nucleotide messenger RNA. RefSeq lists its product as uncharacterized. The record is from RefSeq and is a predicted model, not a curated record. The transcript has a single exon. Lineage: Eukaryota; Metazoa; Arthropoda; Malacostraca; Decapoda; Portunidae. The coding region runs from base 698 to 1567 and encodes 289 amino acids.
ACACACCCAAUCAGCAUCCAGAGUUGGGGGUGCCACUAACAACCCUGCCCACCAAAGUAAUGCUUCUCGUGGGUGACGCGCCGGAACGAAUGGAGACGUUCAAAGACACCCUGGUGAACUACUUAUUCAAGGUGAAGGUGCAGGACACGCAUCGGCUGGUGCUAGUGGACGACCAAGGGUUUGCUGACGACCCGCCCGCAGCGAAAGUGUACGUAUUUCAUCAGCGGGAAGGAGACGUGCUACCCUUCAAUCUGGCGGUGGUGGACGUGCCUUUCCCUGGGUGGCGUUGGCAGCGCGCAGAGGGACGUCAGAUUGCUGCGCGCCCUCGAAGGCUUCCUCAAGCACCACUUUGGCACAACCCGUGUGGACGACAUCACCCUGAUGGCACCCGGGGACAGACGAGCCCCCUGCACCGCCGUAAUCAAUACCUACCACCUGCUGGCCCUGUGUUUUCCAGGACGUGGCCAGCCUCACGCAGGUGGUGGUGACGGAUUCGGCCUCCUCCACCGCCCAGCUGGCCUGCCUCAAGGAAUACAACUUGAAGUACAGGAACGUCUUUGUGUUCGACAGUGAUCAAGCCAACAGCACUUCCGGCACCAUUCCAGAGGAAUACUUCUUUGCACAAAUAUUUCGUCACUUUGAUUUCCAUGGCGUUGACGACUUUUUCCACGAGCUGCAGGAUAUUCCACCUCAGAGCAUGGAACUGACACACACGCUGGACGGUGGAGGCGUGGACGUAGCCGACUUGGCCAGGAUGAGGGUGGUGCGCCAGUACACGGAAGUAGUCGGUGUCACGCACCGGACGCUGAGCCUCCGUCAGCUACUGCUACAAGUAAGGCACAAAGACGAGGCCACAAAGACACAGCACCUCGUCCUCGGGGAGCCCAACAACAAAGCCAGCAAGGUAUUGGUGCUUGUGGGGAGCAAAGGUUCGGGCAAGACCACUCUGCUCACCGCUGUGGUUAACCACUUGCUGGGGGUCAAGUACCACGACAGGUUUCGAUUCCUUGUGGAUGGAGAUCCUCUUCAGCGUCUGGAGAACUGCCACAGGCUUCACAAGACCAGAUUCACCACCGCCUACACCUUCACCGCUGUGCCGCAGCCUUACCACAAGUACAACCUUACUAUCAUCGACACGCCGGGUCUCCGCGGCCCCGAGGAACACACCCAUAACAAGCAGGUUGCGGCCAGAGUGGCGGCCUUGCGAGACCAGUGCGGAAUACACCGCUUGGAUGUGAUUGGCCUCGUCGCGGUGGCGGGCACGGACAGAUUUCCGGAUAUGUACAGGUCUGUCUAUAAAAACAUUACUUCCCUUCUAACGGGUGAGGGAAGAGAGAAACUGUUCCUGUUGGCUACCAGAUCGGACGCCAAGAAAAGCACAGUGGGCGGCGAGCUGAGGCGCCUCGGCCUGCCCCUCGUCAAGACGGUUAGGUUCAACUCUCACUCCGUCCUCGCUGACGCUCUGGACAGGGACGAGGACGACGUCACGCACGAGGCUCUCACUAAACUGUACUGGAAGAUAGAGGAACACAGCCUGCAUUGUCUCCUCGCUGACCUGCUCACCUGACACUUGGGCACUCGUUUUCUUCAUCCCGUGUUCGAUUUUUUUUUUUUUUUUCAGAGGAUGUUGCGCCCACACAAUACAUUCAACGUCCAUAAAGAGUGAGUAAAUGUGUAUCUUAGCAAGAUACCCUUAAAUACUGUGUUUAUAAGGACAAGUACUACAUCGUGUUAAAUGUUUAAAAUUCUUACCUACUUAUCAAAACAACGCUCUUCAGGUCAUAUGGGGCAUUCAAUGGUUAAUUACCUUAAGAGGAAACAUUCUCCACAACGUUAGUAAUUCGUAAAUGUAUCUGAAAGAAAUCGGUCUUGCAGUCACGCAACAUCAAGACAACGUGUGCCAGCCUGCCAGCCGCCUCUACCAUCGUAAUGCUUCUUUCUUUUCUUUGCUUGUAGAAAGAUUGGGAAUAUUGAAGAGUUUGGACAGAAGAAGUAAAAAAAAGGAAACUGAAGGAAAGUAGUAGAUUAAAGAUUGUGGGCAGACCACGUUGCUAUUUUUUAAAUGAAGGUUUUUGGUGAGCGUGUGCAUGUAGUGCCAUCGUAAUGCUGCCGUGGGAUGGCACAAUUAAAGCCCAAUCCACACCCAUGCCACACACGCGUAUCUUACAAUUUGAUUAUCCGUCCCUCAGCACUAGAAGCCAAUAUUACUCAAUUAUUUCUGGCUGCCGCCCUUAUUGGCAAGUCUAACCGGGCCGGCGAGCCUACAGUAGUACAAUAUUCUCACAAGAGCAUGGAGAAAAUGUUAGGUUGCAAUAUAAUCUUAUGUUAUUUCCAUUCACAGCUAAGGAAUCCUCUGUACCUAAUGUGAAAAUCAAAUUAAUUCCAGGGCCAAGUAGACACGUACUAUACAAAAUGCCAUUGUCCAAGACUUGCGUAAAUUUAAACAACAAUUUCAGUACUGUGUAAAUAGAAUAAAAUCUGGAACUAGCAGAGGGCACAGAACAGCAACAGGUUACGUUGUUACUGUCUGACAAGUGGUGAUCCACUCACCACUAAACAUAACAACCCCCCCCCCCUCACAAACCCUCACCACCACAACCCAGUACAAUACCUUGCUACAGCUGUACAGCAGGUGUGGAAGACACAGAGAUGUGAAGAGGAACCCUCCAUGGUCAGCACACACGGUGACGCUGUCACCAGUCAACACACACACACACACACACACACACACUUAAGUGACUGAACAAUGUAAACAAUGACGUCUGCGAGUUUUCCCGCCAUCAACGAAAUCUUAUAAACCCUUGGUUAUUACUUAAGAUGCAAGCGUAUGUCAUUAAAAAAUAUUUUCCCAACAAUCUACAUAAAGUCAUUUUCAGUAUUUUUAUUUACUUUUUUUUCUGCCGCUGUACACCCGCCCAGAGACGGCAGUACAUUAUUUACAAACACUUAAUGAUCAAUUAUUUCAUCUGCUGCCAGUCACGAUACCAAUUUUUUCCUAUUACCUUAUCGACGAGUUUUUGAUACUAGUGCCAAUUUUGAUCUG